AAUUAACGAAAUACCCCAUGACAUUUUUUUCGUGAUUUUCGUGUCUGUUCCGCUAUUCGUUUUUCGUGAAUAAAAUCACUAAAAAGUUUUUGUUAAGUAUUGCUGGAAAACUGGCAUGUCAUGUCUGGAAAACUGUUAUUACCUACUCGAAAAUAUCAACAUACGUUAGCUCGAGUUGCCACUGAAAGAGCCCCUUGUUGUUUUUGCAAACGAGACGUUGAUGAUGAAUUGUUAUAUGGUAAAUUGUACGCUAUCGGAGAAAUACAUUGUCACUAUUUUUGUGUCCUGCUGUCAUGUUGUUUAAUUCAACAUGGUAAAGAUGAAGAAGGUCUAUUUGGGUUUUUAUAUCCUGAUAUAUUAGCAGAAGUUGAAAGAAGUAAAAAACAUAAAUGUUCCUAUUGUAUGAAGGAAGGUGCAACUCUGGGUUGCUCUAAAACACAAUGCAGGAAACAGUUUCAUUUACCAUGUGGAAGGGACAAAAAUGCUGUGUCCAUGUUUUAUGGCAAUUUUAAGUCGUUCUGCCAACAACAUGUACCUAAACAGAAAUUACCAAAUAAUAUAUUAGACAACAUUAAGAAUAGAAAAGUAAAGAUGAAAAAAUCAAAAGUAGAUAAUGACUUGUCAGAAGAUAUACAGGAGAUGGUAUGCGUUAUUUGUUAUGAAAGUGUCGACGCGUUCCCCACAAUACAUACAUUUUGGCCACCCUGCUGCGCACGCGAUGCCUGGUUCCAUAGAUCAUGUGUACAGCGGAUGGCCUUAAGCGCAGGCGCUCAUUACCUACGAUGCCCUUUAUGUAAUGAUAAAGAACGGUUCUACGAUGCCGUGCUGAGCCAAGGAUAUUAUGUACCAAACAGAGAUGCGUCGUGGGAGUUGGAACAAAACGCGUUUGCGGAAAUCUAUGAACGGACAAUUGUGUGUAGUGUACCUGAGUGUGUGUGCCCUAAUGGAAGAGAUCACGAUUUGGAGAUUGGCCCGUGGGACAUAAAACUGUGUUUGCUUUGCGGGAACGUUGGGGCGCACGCGCACUGCGCGGAAUUAAACGGACACAUUUAUGUCUGUCCUAUCUGUUUGCCCGCUGCACCCGACGAUCCGAAAUACUUAGAAGCCAUUCAUGCUAUAACCCUCCCGGAACCGAAUCAACCCUCGCGAGUUCAACACGGACCCAGAAUGCCAAGUCGUAUGUCGAUAAGACGGACAAAACCAAGGCUGCGUAAUGUUGGGUCCAGCUCCAACACAACUGAUGCGUUAACUAGCACAUUAACAGUACAUUCACAAAACUCGAUAACUAGUCGCCAAGAGUUGAACCUUAAAACGCCAUCUCGACCCAAAAUCGAAAAUUCCAAAAUGAUUGAUAAUGGAAAUCACUCACCGGUUAAACUAUUCAAACAACAAUUAUGUGAAAUGAAUGUGCUAGACAAUUUUGAAUGGGAUUCUGACAGUGUGAUAGAGUUGGUGAGGGAAAAACUAAUGAAACCGAAGCCCCUUUCUAUACGAAAGAAAAUUAUUAGCUUUAUAAUAGAUAGUAUUUUAAAUGAAAAAUUGAAACCAAAUAUCAAGAGCCCAAUAAAAGAAUGGAAAUCUCUGAAGAAUGAAGUAAUAGAUGUUGAAAUGAAAAGUUUAGAAGAAAAUAAUAUAGCACAAGAAGUGAAUGAAUCUAUAGAUAAAAAUGUAAAAUUGAAUAAGAAUUUAGAAAACAUAGAUUGUGAUUGGUAUGACAAAAUGGAAUUAAAUCAUGAAGAUAGUACUGGAAUUUCCAUUGCAGGUGGAUGCGAAGAUAAUAUUUUAAAUGUUUUAACUGAAGAUUUUUUGGAUAAAAACCUACCCAUAGUGAGUGCCAAGUCAAAUCCAGUUCUGUUAAAGAAUGAUUCCUCAAUGGAAAUUUCGGAAAAUAACCAACAAAUUGACAUUAAUGUAACUCAAGGAAAGAUAAAUAAGACAAUUGCCCUGAAAAUCAGUCCAACUAAAGAAGUUUUGGGUGAAAACAUAAAUAUAGAUCUAGAAAUAUUUAAAAAUCAUUAUCUAAAUGAAGUUGGUGGCGACAAUUUGUACAAAACUGAUGAUUUACCUAUGACUGAAUGUGCAAUUGAAUCCAAAACCAAACGCAGAGAUAAAAAAUAUAGAAACCUAAAAAAGCAUCGCAAACAGAAAAAGUAUAAAAAAGACAGAGAACACAGAAAUCUAGAUAGAGAUAAAGACAUCGACAAACAUAGAAACAAUGAUUAUAAGAAAAAUAAGAACCAUAAACCAAAAACUCUAGACAAUACAGGUGUAGUUCUAAAAUUUCUUUCGGAGGAAGUUAAUGAGAACAAAGAAAAACGCAAGACUGAACUAUCGAUUCGCAAUAAAAAUAUAAAAGUCAACAUUGAAUGGAAAAAGGAGAAAUUUAAAAUAAAAAUAACGAAUGAGAAAAGAAAAAAACAGCAUGCCAAUAAUUACGUGUUCGAAAAUGCCAAGAAUAAAAUCAAAAUGACGCCCGGAAUUGUCUCACGCGUUAAGAGAAAAUAUGAGAAAACCGAGAAAUUUACUGAUAAGUUGAAGCAAACAUCGCUUGACAACUUUUUUACUGUCAAGUCUCCAGAAAAAUAAAUUUAAAAAAUCUCGUACCCUUACUUAAAAUAAUCGUAUCGAUUAGUCACUCUAUAUACAGAUUUUAAAAAGUUUGUAUUAGUUAAGGCAUAUUUAUUUACACUUCUUUCUACACAAAUCCAACGGCCAAAUGGUUGAAGGUCAUGUGUGCAUUUGACCCGAUAAAGACAAUUCUGUAUCCACACAUCAUUUAUAAAUAGAGGAAAUAAGAGUGGAGGGAGUACACUGCCUUGUGGAACGCCAGUAUUUAACUUAUUCCAAUGAGAGUGAUAGAGUUAUCUUCAAUGAGCUGGCGGUGACAUAAAUAUAUAUAUAACUGGUGAAGCAAAAUUUAUUGAACUAAGUAAAUUAAGUGGAAUUAUCCUGCAAUGAAACGAUUGUAAAAGUAGUUGUAUAAAGCAAAUGAAAGCUCAAUGUGGUUUUAACUGUACAAUAAAAAAAAUAUACAUCGUGGUAAUUGGAACUAAAGAAAGUGCCGUUAUUCAAAGAGAUCAUGGCUUGGAAAGCUGGUAAAUAUCAAUAUAUUAAUUUGACUUGACUUCGAAGGUUAAUAUUGAGAUUAACGACGUUGUUUCCCGCCUAUAUUUCCUUUUCGUUCUUAAUGACAUUUCCAGUGCUUCAUUUUUUUCUAAUAUUUUGCCGCCCCACUACCACGGUAGGGUUACCACGUCGAUACAUGUACUUGAUUAUAUACUGUACAAAAAGUAUUGUAAGUGAUUCUUCCAGAAACACCGCGCCUCGUGGAACGCCGACAUAUGUUAGCUUAUUCCUACUAAAUAAAAAGCCGUUGUUCUCUCACAGUUUAUUCUUGUGGAAAGAGAAGGAGAACGUUUGAUGAAACGGCAAUACUUACAUUUUCUGGAGUAGUUCGGUUUACAUAAACAUAAAAAAUGUGGAUUUUCAGUUUACACUUGCAACAGUGUGCAUCGAUUAUUUAUUAUUCAAUUUAGUUUAUGAAAUGGUCAAAAAAUAGAGCUUUGGUGUAUUUUUGUAAAUUGACAAAUUUUGAGCGUUGUAAGAAGCGCCACACACGGUCCAACGCUUUUGCUAAGUCCAAACGAUCGCUGAAAAGCACUCGAAACAGCGAGUUAUGUAUAUAACGUAAUAAAUUCGCGUUCGGAUUACAAUGAAUUAUAAUCAGUGUCUAUAAUUAAUAUUGUUUUUUUACAUAAAUUUAGUUCCUGGCUAGUUUUUCUCUGUUCAAUCAAUAUAUAUAAUUAUUUAUAUGUAAAUAGAGUACCUAAACAUUAUAAAUUGUCUCUAUAGAUC
Pieris brassicae (large cabbage white) is the source of this 3855-nucleotide messenger RNA. RefSeq lists its product as uncharacterized. The transcript has 14 exons. NCBI's taxonomy places the organism in Eukaryota, Metazoa, Arthropoda, Insecta, Lepidoptera, Pieridae. The record is from RefSeq and is a predicted model, not a curated record. The coding region runs from base 121 to 2586 and encodes 821 amino acids. Gene Ontology annotation, cellular component: nucleus.